AUGUCAGACACUCCCAAAUUGUCUAAGAAGGAAAGGAAAGCACUUAGUUUCCGUAAAUCUAAAGAGGAAAGAGAUGCAGAAAAGGAAGAAAAGUUAGAAAGAAAAAGAAAGGCUGAGGAGGAAAAACCUGAAGAAGUUAAAGAUUCACAACAAGAUUCUCCAGAACAACCAAAAAAGAAAAGAAAGACAAGAAGAGGGAAAAAAGGUAAAGGUGUUAAUGGUGGGAAAGGACCUCGAUUUAUUUUAUUUGUAGGAAAUUUACCUUAUGAUAUCCAACAGGCUGAAUUGAUUUCACAUUUUAAAAAUAGUAAUCCCGAUAGAAUAAGAAUUCGACCCGAUAAAGGCAUUGCAUUUUUAGAAUUUGAUAAUGAUACUCAAGAAAUUCAAAGUAAAAUGGAAUUAGCUUUACGAAUGCAUCAUACAGAAAUACGUAAUAGAAAAAUCAAUGUGGAAUUGACAGUUGGGGGAGGAGGUAAUUCUGAAGCAAGAAUACAGAAAUUGAAAGAAAAGAAUGAAAAAGUGCUCGAUGAAAGAAAGAAAAGAAUUGAAGAAGGGAAAAAGAAGAAACCAGCUUCAAAGCCUGUGGUGCCACUGAAUGUCCAUCCUUCAAGAGCAGCAUUAAUUAAUUAG
Messenger RNA from Candida dubliniensis CD36, 630 nucleotides. RefSeq names its product Nop6p (gene NOP6). Bases 1 to 630 code for a protein of 209 amino acids. The transcript has a single exon. NCBI's taxonomy places the organism in Eukaryota, Fungi, Ascomycota, Pichiomycetes, Serinales, Debaryomycetaceae. The record is from RefSeq and is a predicted model, not a curated record. Gene Ontology annotation, molecular function: RNA binding.